Molecule: messenger RNA, 2095 nt
Organism: Equus caballus (horse)
Lineage: Eukaryota; Metazoa; Chordata; Mammalia; Perissodactyla; Equidae
Source: RefSeq, a predicted model, not a curated record
GCCCCGCCGUGGGCCCGCCCCACCGUCGGCCCACCCCCAUCCCCGCUCUCCCCUUAAAAGCGCGCCGUUCUCGCUCCUCCGGCGAGACGAAACUUCCCGCCCCGGCGGCUCCGGCACCCAGGGUCCAGCCUGAGACCACCCGGCCAGGCCUGGACGCUGGCUUAACACCUGUGACCGCAUGUGUGCGCGCCUGCCACAUCUGUUGUCACACUCAUCGCCACCUUUGCCCUGAAACCCACACCUGGGCAACGUCGUGGCCAUAAGCCCUCAAUCCACACGUGUGACCCCCUCACCUGUAACAACUGGGCCACAGUACCUGUGGUGACACUUGACUGCCACCCGCGACCACACCUCCUCGCAGCGGAGGGCGCGCCCCAUCUCUCCAAGUCCAGUCCUUGCAGAGCGAGCGAUGGCUGUGGCUCCCGACAGGGUAGCCCCGCGCGUGCUGUUCGGAGACUGGCUUUUGGGCGAGGUCAGCAGCGGCCGCUACGAGGGGCUGGAGUGGCUGGACGCAGCCCGCACACACUUCCGUGUCCCCUGGAAGCACUUCGGGCGGAGGGACCUGGGCGAGGCGGACUCACGCAUCUUCAAGGCCUGGGCCGUAGCCCGCGGCAGGUGGCCGCCCAGCAGCAGCAGAAGUGACCCUCAGACCCCCGAGAGCGCCCUCCGCGCAGGCUGGAAAACCAACUUCCGCUGCGCAUUGCGCAGCACGCGGCGCUUCGUGAUGCUGCAAGACAACUCUGGGGACCUCACGGACCCGCAUAAGGUGUAUGCGCUCAGCCCCGAGGUGGGGUGGGCAGUCUCAGGUCCCAACUCUCCCUCAGAAGAUGCAGGCAUUAACCAGGGGAAGGAUGAGGCCCUUGAUGUCCCCCCCAGGAUGGGCGGGUUCCUCAGGCCAGCCCUGGCAGGAGAUGCUGGUGAGAGGCGGGGGCACCAGCUGGCUGGGCCGAACCCUGAGCCCUGCGCCCCAAGCCCUCUUUCCGGCCCAGCUGACGAUGUGGAGGACCUCUUGCUCCAGGCUCUGCAGCAGAGCAGCCUGGAGGACCACCUGCUGGAAGCUACAUGGGGGGUGGAUCCAAUCUCCCCAGAGGCUCCUGGCCCAGAGCUCCCUGCGGGGCAGCUGUACCUGCCAAAGCCCCAGGCCCAGACGACAGGUGAGAGGAACCUGGGGACAUGUGGAGGAGGGAGGUGCUGGGGGACCAGGUGCCAACACAGCCCUUCCCUGGACGCAGGCCUAGCCCCAGCACCCUGGCAGCCCCCUCAAGAGGCAGAGCCCUGCACUGCGCUGCCCCCCAGUGCCUGUCCCCCGGUGGCAGGUGAGCAGGUCCCAGCCAGGCCUGGCUACUCACAGCUCAGUCUGCACACAGAACCCAGCCUGGGCACCCUGGACGUGACCAUCAUGUACAAGGGCCGAACGGUGCUGCAGGAGGUGGUGGGCCGCCCAAGAUGUGUGUUCCUAUACGGGCCUCCCAGCCUACCUGUUGAGGCCACAGAACUCCAGUGCGUGGCCUUCCCCAGCCCUGCUGAGCUCCCCGACCAGAAACAGCUUCACUACACAGAGAAGCUGCUGCAGCACGUGGCCCCUGGCCUGCAGCUGGAGCUCCGGGGGCCUGGGCUGUGGGCCCGGCGCCUGGGCAAGUGCAAGGUCUUCUGGGAGGUGGGAGGCCCCCUGGGCUCUGCCAGCCCCUCUAGCCCGGCCCGCCUGCUGCCCAGGAACUGCGACACUCCCAUCUUCGACUUCAGCACCUUCUUCCGAGAGCUUGUGGAGUUCCGGGCUCGCCAGCGCCAGGGCUCCCCACACUACACCAUCUACCUGGCCUUUGGGCAAGACCUGUCAGCCAGGAGACCCAAGGAGAAGAGCCUGGUCCUGGUGAAGCUGGAGCCGUGGCUGUGCCGGGCGCACCUGGAGGGUGUGCAGCGUGAAGGCGUGUCCUCCCUGGACAGCGGCAGCCUAGGCCUCUGCCUGUCCAGCUCCAACAGCCUCUACAACGACCUCGAGCAUUUCCUUGACCACUUCUUCAUGGAGGUGGAGCAGCCCGCCUAGGCCUGGGGCCCGGACCCCACCCUGAUCCAAUAAAGAAAACCCGAAAACCUG